Molecule: messenger RNA, 1501 nt
Organism: Prunus mume (Japanese apricot)
Lineage: Eukaryota; Viridiplantae; Streptophyta; Magnoliopsida; Rosales; Rosaceae
Product: phylloplanin-like
Source: RefSeq, a predicted model, not a curated record
UAUUUUUUUGUAAUUUGCUAAACAAAGUAUGAUGCCACUAUUUAGAUCUCCAUGUCUAUAUAAAUAGUACCAUCUUUUCAUACAUAUUUUCAGGUUUUUGUAUACAUUUCACACGGUUUUAAAACAUGCAGCAUCACGCGGGCACCUUUGCUAGUUACAUAUAAAACUGUACCGGUAAUGUUAUUUGCCAUCUCCAGCAAAAAAAGAUAAAUGUUAUUUCCUAUCACAAACACAAAGUAUCAUUAUUUUUACAUAUAUUAUUAAUACACAAACAAUGGUUUCAUUGAAUCACACUCUUUUUUCAGUUUGGUCUGAAAAUCACACUCUUUUGUUAGUUUCAUUCAAUCACCGGAUGCUUUGGUUAAUAUCUGGAAUGUAAGUUCACAAACUUCUCUCUCUCUCUCUCUCUCUCUCAUAACUACUACAUAUCACACUAUUGACGUGAUGAAGUGAUUGUAAGAUGGAGGCAUAUAUAUACCCUACCUCAGAAUUUCUAGUAUCCUCGUCCAAAGCAUCAAUUCUUUAUAGUCAACAGUGACAUGUACCGUUAAUUUUUCCGUUUUCUAUUUUUAUUUUUUGUUUCUCCAGGUGGUGAUAGAGGAUUUAUAAAAUCCCAUGUUACAGUUCAAUAAAUUACAGAUCAAUAGUUGAAUUGUAGGGUGAAGAUGAGCUUCAUGGCAACCUUAGGCUGCGAAAGGAAUAACUGACGAUCACAAAAUUGCUUUUUGUUUUUUGAUCUUUCACUGAGAGCAUUCCAUUUUGAUCAGGAUUAAACUUAUGCAGGAACUUUGCAAGUCAGUCUGCAAUUUGGCAACAAGAACUAAUAUUACUUGAAUAAGUUGAGCUAGUACACUCGUUGCUAUGUCCAAUUUAGCACCAAUGGCCUUCAAAAUAGUUCUCUUUGUGCCUCUAUUGGUUGCUGCCAUGGCACUUCCACUAGCCGAUGCCCAACUUGGGAAUCUCCUGCCCCCUCUUCUCGGUCUGUUUCGGAUACAAGGCACUGUAUUUUGCACUGCCAAUGGCACUGUGAGUGUCGGUGGCAUUGCUGCUACCCCAGUAUUCCCAAAUGCCACUAUCCAACUGCAGUGUGGAGCUGGAAAUGGGGUCUCUACUGUCACAGCCAAUGCGUCAGGAGUGUUUUCAAUCUUGUUGGAUCCUCUACACUUUCUUCUCUCUUCACUUUUGACUGGUUGCAGGCUUGUUGUCACCACACCACUCGCCACCUGCAACGCUAGUUUGCCACCUUCAGGAGUUCUCAUAUCUGCCUUGCAGUUCUUUGGAACCACCCUCGUCGGUGCCCUCAGUGUCAUCAAUGUCACCCCAGUCGGGUUCACCCUCCAAGUCUAAACUUAAUAACACAGCCUUAAAAAGAAUAAAAUGGUCACCACUACUGCCUCUCACUUUAUAAACUAGUGUUGCCAUUUGUAUCAUGUCAACUGACCAUAAUGUUCUGCCAUCUCUAUAGUAGAGGUAUUGCAAUAAAUUGCUCCACUGAAACGCA